This is a messenger RNA of Ruditapes philippinarum (Manila clam), 7666 nucleotides long. Its product is annotated as beta-1,3-galactosyltransferase 1-like. Bases 247 to 1479 code for a protein of 410 amino acids. The record is from RefSeq and is a predicted model, not a curated record. NCBI's taxonomy places the organism in Eukaryota, Metazoa, Mollusca, Bivalvia, Venerida, Veneridae. Gene Ontology annotation, molecular function: N-acetyl-beta-D-glucosaminide beta-(1,3)-galactosyltransferase activity. The transcript has 3 exons. Gene Ontology annotation, cellular component: membrane.
GGUUACCGACUGGAGGUGUGUUUGUUGUGGGAAAUCGAAAUGCAUCUGCUUUUACCGUUUACCACAUGGUGAGUAGUCGCCCCUGCAAUCGAUUUGGACGUUCAUUAGAACGCGUCAAGGAUUUUAAUGAUUUAUGGCAUAUUGUUGUGACAACUCUGAUGAAAUAUGAUUAACUUGGUUCCUGUGGUGAGUUGAAACUCUGCUUUGGAGGUUGAUGGAAAUGUGCACAGUGAUUACAAAACAGCUAUGUCUGGAGAAAGUGAAAAUGUGUGUGAAAAGGAUGUGUGCGCGAGGCCAAGGAAAGGGUCCAGUUUUUUGCAAACUGUUUCAGGAACACUAGUAUCUGUCGAGUUGCUGACAGAUAUGAGAGCGUCACGGACUAGGAAAUCUGCUAGACGUGUCAUCCUAAAAGCCAGUAUUACGUCAGUUAUUCUUUUGUCUAUUGCUUUCAUUAUUACUUAUAGUGUAAUUCUCACUUAUGUCAGUAAUAAAGUGCCUCUAAUGCGACAUCAUGAUGAAUCUUCAUCAGGCGAUAAAUCAAAAUCCGGUAAACGUUUCAAACUGAUAGCACGGCCUGUUGCUAAUUUAAAUCGUAUCCGCAUGUUAAAAACAACGAAAGAUGUUGUUGUGAAAUGGGAUAUACGAAAGUAUGAAGAUGUUCAUUCUGAAAAACCGGUAUGUCAUAAAGAAAGCAAAAUAAUCAUUCUUAUUACCUCAGCCCCUCAGAAUUACGAGCGUAGGAAGUCGAUACGAGAGACAUGGUGUAGGCCAUCAAAUUUCAAUCUAGCCUCAAUUCCAUGGCAGUGUGUGUUUUUAAUAGGGCGAAGCUCAGUGCAUUUAUCAAGUGACAAAUUAGAUAAUGAAAUAAAUGAUUUUCAUGACAUUCUUAUAGGCAGCUAUAUAGACUCGUAUAGAAAUCUCACAAUAAAAACUAUGCAUGGAUUAGAAUGGGUCCGACGGACUUGUCCGAGUGAUUUUGUGUUAAAAACUGAUGAUGAUGUAUAUGUCAAUACAAAAUUAUUGCACAAAUUAACAAGUAAUACUCCUAAGAGUAACUCCUAUAUAGGACUAGUGACUCAAGCUGAAGGUAGAUUAAAGGUUAUACGUGACCCAGACAGUAAAUGGUUCGUUUCGAUGGAGGAAUACCCUUUAUCUCACUAUCCCCCUUAUGCUGUUGGAAUGGGGUAUCUUAUGUCGAAAGACCUUGUUGAAAAACUGGUCAAUACAAGUAGAUACAUUCCACCGUUUGCCAACGAGGAUGCUUAUGUUGGAGUCUUAGCCGAUCAUUUUGACGUGAAGCCCCAAAGAAGUGGCCGUUUUACACUGAGUGGCUGGGGUUUACGGACUUGUAACUUUCUAUAUGUAGUUGUGGUUCAUCAUGUGAGUGCUGAAGAUCAGUAUAAAUUGUUCGAUACUAAUCAGGAAGCUUUCCAGAUAUGCAAAGACGAUGCCGAUACUGAAGAGCUCACUUGGGUAUAGCAGUUACAAUAGGAGGUAAUGGUUCCCAACAAAGAUGUUGCCAGCUAGAAUGUUUGAAAUGUAAAGAAAAGGUUCUGAAUACUACCAAUUGUACCAAGCAUUCCAGUGCCAUUCCUGUUGAUAUGGGAGACUAUUCUAGAGGAAUUUUAAUAAAGGAGACUACUCUAAAGAAUUAUUGAUAAGGGAGAGUACUCUAGAGGAAUUUAAAUAAAGGAGACUACUCUAAAGAAUUUUUGAUAAGGGAGAGUACUCAAGGGUAAUGUUAAUAAGGGAGACUACUCUGGAAAAAUUCUCAAUUUUGAAAAGCAUUCCACUGAUCAGGUUUUCAAAUUUCUUGCCAUGAUGUGGACUAGUGUGAUGAAAAAAUAUUGAUCUGAAUGAAAUUGUACUAAUUUAAGAAAUUAUACUGCUUUUUAAUACAAUUGCAAGUUUGUAAACAGGUAUUAGUUUAUUUUCAAGAAUAACUUUAAUAGAACUUAUCACUGAUUUGAUAUUGUUUUUCUUAAGAAUAUCCUUCAUACAAUAUUUACUUAGAUUUUGUUUUUCUUUUUGUUUUUACUUGAAAUACUAGCAUUCUAAGUUUUUAAUGUAAAAAGUAAAAAAACAACUUUUUUAAUUGACAAUCUAUUAUUCUGUUUGAAUAUUUGAAAAAAACAGUUAUACAAAUCAAGUCAUGUAAUAAAUUAAUAGUAAUAAUAAUAAAGAAAAACACUAAAAAAUUUCCCAUCUUCAUAUCUUAGUUUUAUACCAUUUUUGUUUUAUUCUCAUUUUUUGUUAGUGCUAGGAAGUUAGGAAACUUCAUUAGCCCUUUGGUAUUUUUUUAUGCAGAUUUUCCUUUUAAAUUUUGUUGUUUUUGUUGUUCAUUUUGCCUGAUCUAGAUGUUGUAUAAACCAGUUUGUGUUCAUUUAUAAUGAUGUUGCUAGAAUAUAGAAACAUGUGUCUGUUGUUGGAAUUGAAUGAACCUGCUGGACUUUGGUUCAGGAUUUUCAUAUUUUUGUGCCGUGUAAAAGCUGGAAUAUCAAAUUAAAACUGUCCUGUCUGUCUGAUUUUCUGCUGAAAGGUCUUUCACAGAGUUACAGCCCUUUGAUAUACAUUGUAGCUUAAUUUUCACAAUUUAUCGGCAUUAUACUAUUGUAUAAGUUUGAGUGACAGCUAGUGAUCUAUUUUCAAUAGUGUUGUUUGUUGUAAGGCAAAGUUAUUUGUAAAUAAAGAUAACUUCCAAGUAUUUUUAAAAUUUAGGUAUUGUUUGUUUCCUGAUUUGAUAAUUAAUUCAUUAUCCUUAGAAUAGGGGAAUUAUUAGUUGUUAGAUAUUGGUAUAAAAUAGACUUUUUCCGAAAUUUUGAUCUCUUAGAAUGUAUUUGAAUAGAGCUAGCAGGAGGGUUAGAGUUUUAAUAUAAAUAUUUAUAUUUUAAUAAUCAUAUAAUAGUUUCAAUUAACAAAUUUUUCAGUUUUUUUGUUUUGUUUUUUUUUGUAUCUAAAGUAUGUCCAAAGAAGUUCAUGUGAACUUAAUUAUUUUUUGGAAGUAAUGAAUUUUCUGCCUGUACUGUUAAAUUGUAAACUUUAGGGUAAAUUCCAUUCCAUAGAUAUAUGUGCAUGUAUUAUUUUUGGAUUUGACGGUAUUUUUAUUGUACAUGUACUUAAGUUAAUAUCUCAAUCAGAUAAAUUUGGGAACAUAUUUUUGUUUGGGUUAUUUCCAGUAGUCUUUCUCUCUGUGAGAAAUCUCCAGGGUUGGUCAUAACAUCUUUAUUGUACAUGUACUAAGUGUAAACUAAAGCCUUGUCUAGUCUAGAAAUACAACACAUUAGGUGUUAAACUUAUAUUGUAGGGUUAAAAAUUUAAGAUUUUUGUAAGUUCAUACUUCACAACUGUGCUGUAAAUUCUGUCUAUCUAAUAUUCUUGAUUCAUUAUAUGAAGGAAUUAUUGUUUAUCAGGGUUUCCAAUGAGCAAUAAUUUUUUUUUCCGCCACUUGGGAGAGUUCCUCUUGGUUGUCAAAAAGAAUUCAAAUUAUCCUUUUUUGCCUCUAUUUACAAGGUACAUGUAUCUAGAGCUUCAACUGUUAUGAUAUUAUAUGGUGUUAAGCAUCUAAAACUGAUAUAAUAUAUCUGACUUAAGUUUUCUAAAAUCUGCAUACAUCAUAAAUUGUAACUUUGACAUUUAGUUAAGCACUUACAUGAAAUUUAAUGAUUUGUUUAUUCAAACCCUAUGUCUCCAUACCUCUAAAAUUUUCACAUUUCAAUUGACUACAGGGAAAAGGUAAAAUGUUUUAUCUUUUCACAGAAUGGUUGUUAAGAUCUGGACACUAUUUAAGACUUUCCUUCUAUUUUUAUUUACCUCCAGCACAGGUUGAUUUUGUAUGAUUCAUUAAAUAAAACUUACCUAUGUCUGAAUAAGUAAAUGUACAUCUUAUCGGGCUUUUAAAACUUUUUCUUCUUUUUUUCAUGUGUAUGAUAUUGGUUCAGGAAGUUCAAUCAUUAUUUUAUUUUACAGUGAAGGUUAGAUAAACCAUAGUCUAUUUACAUAAGAAACUGUUUUGAAAGAGAUUUAGGUUUCUGUAGAUUUUGAUAUGUUUGAAUUAAGUGUAACUGUCUGAAGAUCUCUGCAUUACAGAAUUUAUUUUUUUCACAGUUUAAAGGCCCAGUAUGCCUCAGAAAUGCUUUUACUUUUCUUUCUCAAAUGCUUUUUAAUUUUUGGUGUUCUUUAAAAGUAUCCAAAAAGUUACUCAUUGGCCAAUUGCCUGAACCAUCCUUUUCAUCUGUUGCUUUUUGGCAACAAGUACAUUUAUAGUAAAUUAGUAUUUUGUAAAGAAGUCAAAAUUCUACUUUGUUUACAUUGUGCUACUUUUAUGACAAAUUACUUAUCAUUUACCGCUACUUUCCUCAGGUAACAAGCAUCUAAUUCCAUUAUUUAAACAUUAUAAAAUUAAUGUUUGCCCUUUCUAAAAAAUUAAAAAUUUAUUUGUUUCUGAGGCUUAAUGUGCCUUUAAGUUACUGUUACAUGGUUGAACAUAAUUGUGUCUUCUUGAAUGCCACUUGUUAGUGAAAAAUGAAAAACAAUUGCCAGAACAAAUAAAUGAUUUAAGGAAAUCAUGUUUUAUAAAUUUUGAUUUUGCUAUCUUUUAACAAGCACAUUUGGAAGAAGUGUGUACCUCAUACCCUUUCAUGUUAUUCAAUUUCUAUUGAAGGGAAAGUUUUUUAUUUUGUUUUGUUAGCAGUAAUACAAGCAAGCUUUGCAGUUUUACACUGUUUCAAGUUUGAUUUAGCGAGACUCGGGUAGAAAAAUUAGUACACGUUUGAUGGUUGAGUAAAUACCUGCUUGUCAUAAAAACGCUAUCAAAUGACAUCCUGUUUAUGUGAUCUAUAUAAAAAAUGUCAAAAGCUGUUGAAGGCUUUUAUAUAAUAUUUUUGUGUGCCGUGACACAGUUGGCAAUGAAAUGUUUAGGUAUAUAAUAGUUGUUCAGGUUCAUAUAUCUCAAAACUCACAGGUUGAAAUUAAGGACAAAAUAUGUUAUACAAAGAUGGUAUAAUACAUGUAGCAAUGUUAUAGAAAUAGUCAAACAAAGAGCGGAGUGUGCAGUGUCUAGUAUGAAAUUUAAUUGGAUAAUUUUCAGUGUUGAAUUCAUAUAAUGAUUUAAUUAAUACAUGUAUAUUAAUUUACUUAUAUCAGAUCAUAAUUAUUUCUGCCUGUACAUGUUACCAUUAUCAUUUUUUUUUUACAAAAUGAAUAAAAACUGGAGCAGUGACUUCAAUAGGUCUAUGACACCAGUUUAGAGACAGCCCAGUACAAUCUUACCAAACCUUACACAACUUGCCACUCAAUUUUGAUGCUUUGAUGCUGAACUCCCUAAAACUAAUAAUGGACUACUCAAGUUUUACAGCAGGGCAAGUCUAUUAUGCAUGUUCAGGUUUAAAUUUUGUGUUACUUUUGUGCUUUCAGUUGAUUCAUGUAUAAAGAAUUAUUUUUUCUAAUGAUUCAUGAUCGACAUGUUUGACAGGAUGUUAAAAGUAGAACCGGAUAAAAUGAGGCUGUUAUCAGACAACAAUCUUGAAAUAAAUGUUUUGGUUAAACAAACAUAUAUUACAGUGUACAGAUAGGUAGUAAUAAAUACCUGUACAUGUAAAUUUCUUCUUGUUUUAGCUUUAUUUGCCAAGGAAAAAUACGUAUCGAGAAUUUCUUUAUUUGUAUAUGAGAAAUUUUUUAUUGACUUUAUAAUCGGAAAUAUUUUUGAUGAAUUUCACAAUUUGCUCGUCAAACAUAUAGAUUGAAAUUGCCACAUAGUAAAGUCCAAAUAUAUCAGUUUUAUAGCCUUGUCUUUUUUUUUUCAGGCAAUUUAAAACGUAAUUCUGUUUUAUUUAUUUGACGUCAAAAGAAGCAAAAAAGUAAUUGUAUUGUUUAAGCUUCAGUUCAAAGAAAAUUACAAAAAAGGAAUUAUUGAUGUAUUUAAUACUUUCAGAUAUGGCAAAUGUUUGGGCAUUUUUAGUUAUAUCUGUUUCCACCUUUACUGUACUGAAUGUAGUAAAUGCACUUAUCCUGCUUUGAACAGGGCUUGUGUGAGAGUUUUAAGGGAUUUCAGUGUUAAAGUAAUAGGUUUGAGCAGCCAAGAGUUCAGAGUCUAGUCAGAUGGCCUGGAAGUGCCGGCUGGCCUAGCUCUAUAUAGAUAGUAAAACAAUUCAUUACUGCUAGAAUUCUAAUUAAGGGCAAACAAACUAUUUUAUAACACAAUUUGCUGGAUUUUUUUCAAUAUUCUUGCUUUAUUAUGUUGAGAAAAUGUCCGAUUAUUAUUAUUAUUUUUUCUUACCUGUUAAAAGCAUUCUUUUUAUGUUAAAAAAUGGCAUCAAUUUUGUGAAUUUAUUAUUAGAUUCUUUUUAUUUCAAGUUGAAUUUUAGUUGAUAGUAUAUUAAUAAGUUUUUUUGGUGUGUGUUUUAACGCAUAUCAAAUUAAUUCAACCUUUUCUUUAGUUGUUAUUUUCUUUAGAAAAUGUUUUUACUUUAGAAAGUUUACUGUUAUUGAAUCAAUUCUAAGUGUGUAUGUAUGUAAUAUUUACUCUUCAAACUGCAAUUAUAAUUUGUUUAUAUGAUAAAACAUAUUUUUCUUUAAAAGUUUGUAUAUUUAACAGUUGUAUCGGGUGAAAGAUUUUACCAGUCAUAUUAUUCUAUCAUUUCAAAGUGCUAUUUGUAUAUAUGCUACGAAUAAUUGUCAGUUUUUUACACAGAAGUUUGAAAUUUUAUCAAGUAAUAAGUAUAUUAGAAAAAUUAACUAAAAAUACUCCCCUAUAUAAUAUCAUUAUUGAGAAGUUAUGUACACUUUCAUCUUUUGAUUUGUACUGUAUGACUAUCUGAUAUAUUUCCUAUAUUGGACCCUAAACGAUACAAUAUAUCCUGUACUGGAUGAUUUUUUUUCAGCAAUACUCUUGUUUAGAUAUAAUACCAUAUUGUACAGUACAAUUUUAAAUACUAACUUUUAAAUAUAGGGGAUAAUUUUUAUACUAUAUUAUUUAUAUUAUUUAUUUGAUAGAAUUUUCAAACUCCUGUGGGUUUUUUAUGCCCACAAAUAUGGACUUUUUUGUUGUUUUACAUUUCAAAACCUUAUUGAAUUUUUGUGAAACCUUUUUUGAAAUCUGGGUAUAUUUAUGAAUAGGGUUUGAGCACCUCUUCAGGUUAGCAUGGGUAGCAGUUAUUAAAUUUUAUUACCUUUUCUGCUAUGGGCUCAAGUUGUGUGAUGUUCUUUGAAUUCUUUCAUGUGAAUAAAGCUACCCAGCAAACUUACAGAAAGUUGACGGUUCUAUAUACUCAGGUGCCUGUUUAUGCCUGAAAUAAUACAUAGAGUGGCUACCGUAGUCACCCUCCAUCGGUUACAAACACACCAUGUUACCUUAACAGUAUCAGUGUAACUUUAAAAUGUAACAUUUCAGAUUUUCAAGGAGUUUGUAACACCCUUAAGAUGAACCCAUUUGUAUGAACUUAAGAAAGUUCUUUAAAAAAUUUUGUUUCUCAUUAUUUUAAUAUUUUUGUUAUUCAUGGUUGUGAAGUGGUUUAUUUAGAAAUGAUAUUUUGAAAACAGAAGUGCUACAUUGUACAUGUGUACAUAAUAACUUUAUGUUUAUGAUGCUGAUUGUUUGAAAAACUUUCCUUUUUGUUACUGAUAAUAUGCCAAAGUUUCAUAAAAGCAAUAAAAGCUGAAAGAACAAAGA